GUGAGCGUUGAUCAAAUGUCCAACACGACAAAAUUUAAAAACGUAAAACGACAGCGUAUUAAGUUCGAGUUGAGACCCGUUCGACUUAUGUCUCUAGCAAGACAAAAACGACGACAGAUGGUGGAAGCAAAAACCUUGCAAGUAGAGAUAAUUAUUUAUCCGGAUUCGCUGUGGAUCUUUCAACUCAACUUCUUUUCUCUUCUUGUAGAGAAAUUUCUCAUCUUUUUUUUUUUUGCGUUGGUUUCAAUCAAAAACAUGAGCAUCACCCAAUUUGCUAUGGUUGAGGAAUUAGCGUACCUUGUUAAGGAUAACCUGCGCUGUAAACAUCUGGUUUUAUCCAUGGAAGAUGCUUUUAUCAACUUCCUUCAACCCCAAAACCACACUGGCACAGAUUACAAUCUUGAUGAUGAUGUUGAUGGGGUUAUGGAGUUGGAGCCAAUGGACCCUUAUAGUCGGCUUCUCAUUCAUAGACUUGCUGAUAUUUUCGGAUUUGCUCAUGGUUCUGUUGGCGAAGGAGAUGACCGCCAUUUGAUUUUGCAGAGAUGCCCAGAGACUUCAGUACCUUCCAUACUUGUUAGUGAUAUCUUGUAUCAGUAUGAUGAAUCUGAGCCUUCUACAGUGUCACACCAAUCAUUAAGAAGAAUUGAAACUUCGCCAGUUUUGAAGCCAAAAUCACUUUCUUUCCUCACACUUGAGGAGAGGGAAGCAGCUUAUUCGGCAGCUCGUGAACGAAUUUUUUCGGAGGAGGUGGGAGAAAAAAAAGAGCCUCGGGACCAGAAGCCACGAGAUGUUCCUGUGGUUGCCCGUAGAAUGAUUGCUCAUGCUUUAGGCCAAAAAUUAAGGUGCAAUAAAGAAUACGAAGUGCAAUCAACCCAUAUGAAUGUGCAAGACAAGGAAAAAAUUAAUUCCAAUACUAGCGUGGACGAUUAUGAGGAUUCCUCAUUUCAUCUUCAGAAAACUGUUCACUCUCCUAGCAACUCAAGGAGCAAUCACAAUCAAUAUAUCACACCAUCGCAUGGUAAGAGCAAUACAUUCCAUGAACCUGGGAAGAUUUCUACUGAUAUCAGCACAUCUCAAAAUGGAUCAAGUAGAAUUCGGAGUGACAAGGAAUACUCAAAAGCGGAACAUGUGGGAGCUGCAAAAAGAAUGUUUGCUCAUGCUUUGGGACUACAAACUGCAAGGGGUGGUCUUGCAAAAUGCAGUGCAACAAAGUCAGUUGACACUGAUUGAGGUUGUAUGGUCGUUCCGUUUUUUCUUCCAUUCUGUUGAGCUCAUGAUGGGACUGCUUCCAUUUUCUGCGUCAAUCUCCUAUUUAUCGAGGCCGCGCCAACUACCUGUUUGUCGAGGGCAUGAACACUCAACAAAAUAUUUGCAAAUAACUACAGCAUUAAAGUAUCAAAGUGUAGCAGGCCGCCGGUCGCAUUUGCAUUUGGUUCUCUGAAGGUAAUCUAUUUGUCUGUCCAGUUGGAAGCUAUCUGAAAGAGUUCUUACAAUUGAUUAAGGUGAUUAAGGCGAUGCAGCGCAAAUACAAUGUGAGACAUGAACAGCCAUGCCAGCUAAAAGAAAAUCUGGCUUACAUAGUAUUCAGGCAGCUUCAUGCUCUGCUGUGGAAUAUUCGGAUUGGACUAAUUACUAAGUUGCAUCUUCAUCCUCGUCAUCAAAGACAUUUCUUAAGUUUAUGUAAGGUUCACACCAUUUAAAGAAGGUUUCGGCUGACAAUAUUAAUCAUGAUUUUAAUACUGUGUUAUGAAAUUAUUCUGGGUUUUUAGAAAUUUAGAAACUAAGCAUUCUAUCAUGUUAUUGUGUUAUGAAAUUAUUAUGGGUUUUUGGAA
Mercurialis annua (annual mercury) is the source of this 1832-nucleotide messenger RNA. RefSeq lists its product as uncharacterized. The transcript is spliced from 6 exons. The record is from RefSeq and is a predicted model, not a curated record. Gene Ontology annotation, molecular function: nucleic acid binding. NCBI's taxonomy places the organism in Eukaryota, Viridiplantae, Streptophyta, Magnoliopsida, Malpighiales, Euphorbiaceae. The coding region runs from base 16 to 1230 and encodes 404 amino acids.